Trichomonas vaginalis G3 is the source of this 555-nucleotide messenger RNA. RefSeq lists its product as uncharacterized. Lineage: Eukaryota; Parabasalia; Trichomonadida; Trichomonadidae. The annotation marks the transcript as partial. The transcript has a single exon. The record is from RefSeq and is a predicted model, not a curated record.
CCCGAAUUAACAAGGUCAGCAACUCAACCAAAUUUAUUAACUCGUGACUUACCGAAGAAUGAGGAGAAUGAAGAAAACCAUGAGAAUGGAGACCCAAUCAUUUUAUCUGAACCCGGUAAAGAACCUGUUGAAAUUCCCACUUAUCCAACAUACCCCCCACCUCUUUCAUCAAACAUCGAGAACCCAUAUAAAAUAGACAUUAAUUCUGAAUUAAUGAAAAUUUACCGUGAUAUAAUAAUUAAUAAUUAUGAUUCAAUAAUAAAUUUAAUUGAUCAAUCCGGUUUAAUUAUUUUACCUUAUGAAUCAUUAAUUCACAUUAUCGCCAUUCUUUGUGAUGUUCAAGAUUCAGACGUUAAGAUUCAAUUUUUCAUAGAUGAUGAGGUUUCAUGCUGCGGAACAGUUGCAAAAAUAAAUCCUAUAAAGGAUAUUAGCACAAUUAAGAUAUCAAAGAACGGAACAACAACUGAACUUCAUUUAACAUAUAAUGAUAUUUAUAAUAAAAUAGUUGAUGAAUAUAAAAUAUCACUUGAAAAAUUCUUUGUUAAGGCUAUUUAA